CCCCUGGACUCUUUUCCCACAAAGCUGUCAGUGACACACACGCACUUGACAGCAACACAUAUUAUUUUCCUCGUUCCAGUUCGGGUGCAUAUUGUUACAUGUUUUAAACGAAAAACGAUCUCCCUAGUGUAGAACAUAAUGUUGCAGUUUAUGCUCCUGUUCAGCCGACAAGGCAAACUUAGGCUACAGAAAUGGUACGUCGCACACUCGGAUAAGGUGAAGAAGAAGAUCACCCGCGAACUGAUCACAACAAUCCUCUCCCGUAAACCCAAGAUGUGUUCCUUCUUGGAGUGGAAAGACUGUACCAUUGUUUACAAAAGAUACGCCAGCUUGUACUUUUGCUGCGCUAUCGAACAGAACGACAAUGAGCUGUUAACGCUGGAAGUGAUACACAGAUACGUGGAGCUGCUGGACAAGUACUUCGGCAGUGUAUGUGAGCUGGACAUCAUAUUCAACUUCGAGAAGGCCUACUUCAUACUGGACGAGUUGCUGGUGGGAGGCGAAAUACAGGAAACGUCCAAAAAGAAUGUCCUCAAGGCUAUAGCGGCUCAAGAUGUGCUACAAGAGCAAAAGGAACUGGAGUGCUAAUGAGUUUAAAAAGAGCAAAAAGUGCACAUUAAAUCUAUCGAAUAUUUAAAUGGUUUUAUUUACACGAUUUCGCGUUCGACCGGUGCAACUCGAGCAGGCAAAAAUAGUUCAACAAAUAGUCAAUCGUGUGUUGGGUUGGUUGGCAAAUAAUGUAAUGGCUUUGUCCUUCGUUUUUGGCUUGUUCAACAGCAGGCCCAGAUAGUGGGUGACAAUCGACAGAGCUGGGCUGAAACAGAAAUGCGCGCAUCCUCUUCAUCUACGCUGUAAAUAUGCAAAUGGUUCGGAAUAUUCAAAUGUGCUUAUCCGUUACAUAUUUAAGUUGUUCGUUAUCGUUAAAUUAGUGUUCCUUCUUACGACGUUUGUACUUUGUCUCUUUCUCUCUCUUUCUUUUGGUCAAGUUUGGUCGUUUUAAUUUUGCUACUGGGAGUGUUUUUUGCAAUAGAGUUUCUUUGAUAUUCAUCCAUUUGCUUCUUCGAGUUUGUAGAAUUUUUUUAAUAACAUGUUCCCGAAAGGGCACAGCAAAAUACAGGGCUCUUUGGUUGAUAAUUUAAAAGCAUCGAUCCUAUUUUGUAAACUCUGCAUGAAAUGGUAAACAAAGCUAGAUAACAAUUCAUGCAAAAAGAUUAACGUAAGGAUCGAUCGAUUUUACAUUAUCAACAGAAACGCCCUAUAAUGUUUGCAUUGCCUGCGUAAUAGACGAGAUAUCAAUCGGGAUCGGGUCCUCCGCUGGUGCUUGGGAUGCAGAGCCUCAUCACAUUCGCUCCGCCUUCAUCGAUCGACUGAACCAUCCUUAUCGUUUAAGUUGGUUGGAUUUGGGAACCGCUGCAAUUCGCCUCGAUUUCUUCACUAAAAUCAACUCCACCUUCUGUUACAGGUCUUAGACGAUGAAGAUUAUUUCCUAUUGUACUAAAUUCAAAACCCCGAACCAGGGUUUAGUUUCUUGUUUUCCCUUCUGUCCACCGUCUUUUGCCAUCUGCCGAUCACAGACACUACAACGCAAACCAUAUACUAAGACACAGAACCUUCUUCACCUAUUCGAGCUUGUUCGAAUAAUUCGAAAUGAGAGGAUUUCUUUUUUAAGAGUUUUUUUUUCGCAAAUAAGUUUUCCGUAAAACAAUCAGACGUCCGACAGUAAAAAGUCUGGUAAAGCUUUUAGCAUGAACCAUAUAUAUAUAUAAUCAUGACUUAACGAUUAAUAGCAUAAGCAAAACAUAAUCACAAAUAAUGCUGACAGUGGCAUAUUAAUAAUAGCAACCGAUUUAUUCGUUACUCUAAACGAUAAAAGAGCCAUCUAUCCUUUUCACACGCUUAAUAAAAAUAUAUUUCGGAAAUAUGAUAGACAACAAAAAAGGGCAAUGCUGUUGCAAAUAAUAGUUUAAAAAAUGAAAAAAUUUAACGAUAUAAAAAAUACCCCCACGACGACAUACACAAACAUAUGUAACCAUGAUUUACUUUUUAUCGUAAAAAAUGUUCCCAAAAAAAGAAAAAUAUGCCCCAAAAUAUACACCACCACAACACA
Messenger RNA from Anopheles stephensi (Asian malaria mosquito), 2107 nucleotides. It is a transcript of the gene AP-1sigma, whose product is annotated as AP-1 complex subunit sigma-2. The record is from RefSeq and is a predicted model, not a curated record. Gene Ontology annotation, biological process: vesicle-mediated transport; intracellular protein transport. Gene Ontology annotation, cellular component: intracellular membrane-bounded organelle; membrane coat; AP-1 adaptor complex. Gene Ontology annotation, molecular function: clathrin-cargo adaptor activity. The transcript is spliced from 5 exons. Bases 139 to 588 code for a protein of 149 amino acids. Lineage: Eukaryota; Metazoa; Arthropoda; Insecta; Diptera; Culicidae.